This is a messenger RNA of Punica granatum (pomegranate), 2177 nucleotides long. NCBI's taxonomy places the organism in Eukaryota, Viridiplantae, Streptophyta, Magnoliopsida, Myrtales, Lythraceae. The record is from RefSeq and is a predicted model, not a curated record.
UCAGAGUAGUCACACGAAAUCCUUCCAAUUGGGAGGAGGAAUAAAGUAAACACAGAGAUCCCAAAAAGGCUCCUAAUUCCACGAAUCAGACAGGUGAGAUCGCCACUGAAUCCAUUAAUGAUGACGCUCAGCAGCCCCAAGCUCCGCCUGCCUCUGGGUCCCCCUCCCAUUUCACAUGUUCCUUCUUCCUCCUUCCCUUGUUGGACUAUCAAGCGGAUCACUCACGUUCCGAUCGAUGGGCUUGUCGGCUCAGCUCGUUUAACCCGUUCCAUUAUGUCUCCUCCCUCCCGCUUGAGUUGACAUUCAUCAGUUCCGGAGAAGAUGAAGAGGUUGCUAUAAGAGACCCUUUAACUGGCUGCCUGCGGGUCUUCUUCACCUCCUUCACCCAGCCAUUUGAUUUGAGCCUCUCUUCUUCUUCUUCUUCUUCUUCUUCUUCUUCUUCCCCGGUCGAGAGCAGAAAUGGCAGAAUCUAGCUCGGAUCCCACAUUCUUGAAGAACUUUUACAUUCCAACAUACAUAGUGACGCCUGAUGCUGAAGUUGACAAUGAUUCGGAUCCACCUCGGUGUCCUGUGUUAGUGUUUAUCAACUCAAAGAGUGGCGGUCAACUGGGUGGGGACCUUCUGGUUACUUAUCGUAGUCUGCUUAAUGCGAAUCAGGUUUUUGACUUAGGCCAGGAGGCCCCAGACAAGUCCCUGCAAAGAAUAUAUGCAAAUCUCCAGAAGCUGAAGAACGAAGGAGAUGACUUUGCCUCGACUGUCGAGGAGAGAUUGAAGAUCAUUGUUGCAGGUGGUGAUGGAACAGCAGGUUGGCUUCUUGGAGUUGUUUGCGAUCUGAAACUGUCUCAUCCUCCCGCAAUUGCUACAGUCCCGUUGGGAACAGGAAAUAAUCUUCCAUUUGCAUUCGGUUGGGGGAAGAGGAACCCCGGGACAGAUCGCCAAUCAGUGGAAGGAUUUCUAAAGCAAGUUCUGGAAGCAAAGGAAAUGAAGAUAGACAACUGGCAUAUUUUGAUGAGGAUGAAAGCACCAGCAGAAGGCACUUGUGAUCCUAUUGCUCCCCUUGAACUGCCACAUUCUCUUCAUGCAUUUCGUCGCGUAUCUUCGACAGAUGAGCUGGAUGUGGAAGGUUGCCAUACAUUUCGUGGAGGAUUUUGGAACUACUUUAGCAUGGGGAUGGAUGCCCAAAUAUCCUAUGCAUUUCAUUCAGAGAGGAAGUUGCAUCCUGAAAAAUUUAAGAAUCAGCUAAUUAACCAGAGUACAUAUGCGAGGCUUGGGUGUACUCAGGGGUGGUUUUUUGCUUCUCUUGUUCAUCCUAACUCAAAGAACAUAGCCCAGCUUGCAAAGGUGAAAGUUAUGAAAAACGGUGAAUGGAAGGAUCUCCAUGUACCCCACUAUAUUAGGUCAAUUGUAUGUCUCAAUCUGCCCAGCUUCUCUGGAGGACUAAACCCUUGGGGAACACCAAGCCAAAGGAGGCGCAGCAAUAGGGACUUCACACCACCUUAUGUAGAUGAUGGCCUUCUUGAGGUUGUUGGUUUCAGAGACGCUUGGCAUGGUCUGGUCUUGCUCACUCCCAAUGGGCAUGGGACCCGCCUUGCUCAGGCACGUAGAAUUCGAUUUGAGUUUCACAGAGGAGCGGCUGAUCACACAUACAUGAGGAUAGAUGGAGAACCCUGGAAGCAGCCGCUUCCUGUGGAUGAUGAUACUGUCGUGGUGGAGAUUUCUCAUCUCAGACAGGUGAACAUGCUUGCGACACGUGACUGCAGAUCGAAGAGCAAGCACGACCCUGCGGACACGAGCAAGCACGAUGACGAAGGGUAUCAUAGCGAUGAGGAAGAGUCCUCCGUGGAAGGGGAGGAGUGGAGGAAGUUUGGGGCUGCAGAGACAUUCAAGAUACCCGAUGAAGUGGACAUCUCUCAUCUCAGUUAAACUCAGUACUUCGUGUUCGAAUCUCACGUCUUGUGGAAAAUAAUUCUAUCCUUCAUCAAAGAAUUGCAAUUCCGUGAUGGUGCUUGUGCCUUUUUGAUUUCUGCCUUAGAUGUCUACACCAAAUAAGUUAUGGGAUUGGUAAUAUUGGUACUGCAGUUAGCUUUGGUACAUAUUUCAAAUUCCAUGCGAGUUGUCAACUCGAAUCCUUGUUAAGUUGUUUUUCCUUUUAAAGUUGUUCUUCCCUUUUCUUUCGA